UAGCUCAGCUGGUAGAGCGGAGGACUGUAGUGGGAUGUGCGGCAGUCAUCCUUAGGUCGCUGGUUCGAUUCCGGCUCGAAGGAGUAGCCUGCAUUUUGGGCUUGCCACGCACUGAAAGCAAACGCCUCCGUCCAUCGUCCCUGGGUCGUUCCCCCUCUCCACGGAGGGAUCGCAACAAGCCUUGCGCAGUGGCUCAGUACCACUAGUCCGCCUUAUAAAGAAGAAAACCUGAGGCUUCGGCCCCUCCUUCAUGUUUGCUUUUAGUUUCCAAUUAAGCCCAGUUUGCUGCCCUGCGUCCGGGCACCAAAGAACGCAAGAAGGGACAGAACCUCCCGGACUUGCCCCGACGGCCCGCGGGACUGGGAUGUGCAGAACAGAACCUCUUAGUGACCCCGGGGACGGCCCCGUAGACGCGCCGGCCCCCAGCCUCGCUGGCCCCGUCGGCCGCCGGGGUGGCCCCAGCCUGGCGGGACACGUCCUGCGCCCGUCCGCGGCGCGCAGCAGCCCUGCUCUGCAGCCGAGCCACCCCGGAGCGGCUCGUUGGUCUAGGGGUAUGAUUCUCGCUUUGGGUGCGAGAGGUCCCGGGUUCAAAUCCCGGACGAGCCCUGCUCUUUUAGCUGCUGGAAAAAGUUUGCCUCUCUACAAACUUUCUCGCGCUCUGACAGUUCCUAGGUUCCCGGAGCUGCCCCGCGAGCCUCCCCGCGUCCCCCUGGCUCUUGGUGCGUCUGCGGCUGGAGUUCCUCCUGGCAGUCAUCUGCAGCUGGUUCCCGUGUGGAAACCCACAUUGGUUGUCCGCUGGGGGGUUGGGGUUACUGCUUUGGGUUUUGCAGGCGGGCCCAGGCUGGAGGACCGGCCUGGAGAAACGCCCACCCUCCGUUCCUCUGCACCCGCCCCAAUCUGUUUGCGUGGCCAGGCGACGCCGACCUCACCGAUUUCCGCGACGAGAUUCCCAAGCGAGCUUCACUUCUGCUGUUCGGCAUCCCGCUGGGAAAGCAGGGGCGAGGAACAGUCACCGCCUCCAGCUCCGCGGCCAGAGGGAAGGGCAUCCAGACAGAGGCCAGGAAAUUGUUACUGGCACCAGAGCAGUCCCUACUACCGUUCAGGCCCAAAUCGAUGCCAGUUUUCCGCUGACCAGGCCUAACUGGGAUUACAACACCACUAAAGGUCCCCCUCCGGAGCCCCACCGCGACACACCUGAUGACUAGGUCUUUGUCAAAAGACUUAAGCAGAGAUCCCUGGAACCUCGGUGGAAGGGUCCCCACGCCAUCCUGCUGACCACCCCCACAGCCCUGAAGGUGGACGGUAGAUGGACUUUAAUCCCUGUGCCCUGACGCAUGUGUCAGGUGCCUGGGAACCACGACAGCCCUGAAGAAAGAUAGGGCUGGAAAUACCUUGGGUACCGGGUUAGUCUCCAGAACCAUCAUUUCUUGGGCUCAUUCCACCCACAUCUGAUCUGCUGACCAUCUGCCGUAAAAGAAAGACCACGGGACUCCGUCUCCAAAAUGGGAGGCCUCAAAGGACCCCAGGAGCCCACUCAAGCUCAGACUCACCCGAUCGUGAGACUGCUAACUGUAUGUACUCUGCUUCCCUUAAUGACUGCUUCUGCUCCCGCAAGCCCGCACCAGCCCCUCAACCUCACCUGGGAAAUAAUAGCUACAGCCACUGGGGAAGUCAUUAACACAACCUCCAGGCUAGCCCCCAGAAAUACUUGGUGGCCCCAACUGGAAUUUGAUCUCUGUGACCUGGCGCACGCGUCAGGCACCGGGGACCAUGACAACCCUGAAGAAAGAUACGGCUGUACAUACCCUGGGUACCGGGCUAGCCUCCGGAACCGUUAUUUCUAUGUAUGUCCUGGCCACGAUGAGACCAAAUCAUGGAGAGAUAAGUGCGGGGGACCCGAACAAUACUUCUGUGCCAGCUGGGGAUGUGAGAGCACAGGACACAUUUGGUGGAAGGCCAAUCGGAAGGACCUAAUCACAGUGCACAGGGGAGGCAACUAUGGGCCUUUUACCAGUAAUAACGUCAGCUACACCGCUCGAUUCCCGGGGUCAGGCACGGUAUGGAUAAAGGGAAAGAAUAGGGGAACAGGUGGUCCCUGUCAUAAGCCUCCAGCUGUAGGAGGAACACCGGGAGGCAGAUGUAAUCAAGUAUCCGUCACCUUUACUGAAUCUGGGAAACGAGCCACGUGGGAAUCAGGAAAAACAUGGGGGCUAAGGAUUCAUAGACCCGGCCCCACCUAUGAUCCAGGGUUACUCUUCACCAUCCGACUUAUCGUAAAUGAUAUCAAAGGGCCAAAUCAAGAGGCAGUAGGCCCCAGUCGGGUUUUGGCCCCCUUGGAGCCUCCCACCAUUGGGCAUCUAAUGACCCCCACAAGGAUGUCCCACCUCAAGAGACAGAACCGCUCUGGUCAUUGAUGUUCCAUGCUUACCAGGUACUUAAUACCAGACCGGAUCUCAUCUCAUCAAUUUGGUUAUGCUAUUUGCCUAGACUCCCUUACUAUGAAGGAGCUGCCUUUAUGGGAAACACCACCCUGACAACAGACUAAAAAGAUUGUAAAUGGGUCCAACAGGAGCAGGCCAGACUUACCUUCCAGGACAUAUCAGGACAAGGGACCUGCAUAGGCAGGAUCCCCACUCUCGUGGAGGAUGAUGCACUCAGACCCUAUAGGUACCAGCUAACAGCUCAUAUUUACCGCCUCUGGACUGAGGGUGGUGGGCCUGCUCCUCCAGGCUCAACCCCUGCGUUCAUCUGGGUAUCUUAAACGAGUCUCUGGACUUCUGUGCCUUAGUGCAAUUGAUCCCCAAGAUCACAUAUCACACAGACCAAGAAAUUGAAAGAGCCCUAAAUGGGCAUGGCCCAUCUCAUCGACAACAGAGGGAGCCAUUCACAGCUGUCACUCUGUCAGCACUUCUGGAAUUGAGAAUAGCCGGGGCAGGGACGGGAACUUCUGCCCUAACUCUGCAGAGCAGCAGUUUCUACAGCCUGAGAAUGGCUAUAGAUGCAGAUUUUCAGAGCCUAGAAAGAUCUAUUUCCCAUCUACAAGAGUCCUUGACCUCCCUAGUGGAAGUAGUCCUACAAAAUAGGAGGGGAUUAGAUUUAUCAUUUCUACCAAGGGGGUGGGGGGGGUGUCUCUGCGUAGCCCUAAAAGAAGAAUGUUGUUUUUAUGCAGACCAUUCCAGCAUUGUAAAAGAGUCCCUUGCCAAAGUCAGAGAAAGUCUGGAAAAGGAUACAGGGCCAGACAAGGAUGGUCUCGAUCCUGGUUUAAUAGUUAUCCCAGGAUGACUGCCCUAAUUUCAACCCUGCUUAGCAAACCCCUUCUCAUUUUGAUUAUGCUUUUAACUUUUAGACCAUGUAUUCUGAACAAACUAAUCACCUUCAUAAAAGAAUGAUGAGGGGCCAUCCAGCUGAUAGUAAUGUGAACUUAUUACUAUUCCCUAUAUAACAUAGGUAAUGGAGAAUAUGAGCUCAGAAAAGACCCAUGAUUGGGCCUUCAAGGUAUCUGUCAGAGGAGGGAUUGAAGGGCCAGAGCGACUCCAUUUUGUGUAAAACUUCCAUUUUGUAUUAAACUGACCUAGCCUUGAACUCUUAUUCCGGGAAAAACCACAAAAUGUACAAUUGGCACAAAUAUGGAGUAACCUCCCUAGCAACAAACAAUCAGUAGGAGGCAGGAAAAUACCCGAGUUCCAGAUGUUGUUUUAGAUUUCCUGAAGUUAGCUGUUUAAGGUUAGACAUCUGACUUGGAGCAGUCAGUUUAAACAUUCCUCUUUGUGUGUUAACCAAUCAGAUGCUUGCCAGGCUGGAAACCCCCUAUGCUGCAACUCAUAAACAACCCCCUCCUCCCCUGUUGGGGCCUCUCACUCCAGAUCUGCUGCGUCGGUUAUGGUGGGGGCCCAAGCUCGAGCUUGUAAUAAAGACCCUUGUGUGUUUGCAUCGGAA
Messenger RNA from Meriones unguiculatus (Mongolian gerbil), 3936 nucleotides. RefSeq names its product angiogenin (gene Ang). The record is from RefSeq and is a predicted model, not a curated record. The transcript has 3 exons. Bases 251 to 1141 code for a protein of 296 amino acids. Gene Ontology annotation, molecular function: nucleic acid binding; RNA nuclease activity. Lineage: Eukaryota; Metazoa; Chordata; Mammalia; Rodentia; Muridae. Gene Ontology annotation, biological process: defense response to Gram-positive bacterium; angiogenesis; innate immune response.